CUUCAUUUGAAUUGUAUGAACUCUUCAAAUCAAUAUUUAAAUAUUCAUUAUCAGAUUAAUCUCAAGCCGUGGUGAGCGUUUAUGUCCAUCAGCAUAAGAAACAGCACAGCAGGGAAAGUCCACUGUUCAUUCUGUGUAGAGCUUCAUUCAGAACUGUGAACACCUUAAAAAAUAGUCCUGUACCAGAGAAAGGAGGUGGGGAGGAAGUAGAAGAGGAACUGUGAGGCUUCUGAGAAGCUGUGACUGUGACUGUGAGGAUGGAGGCAGCAGCUGUAUAAAGGGAGCACAGAGCAGGUCUGGAACCCACAUCAGACCAGAUCAGCACAAAGACCCACUGAGCAUCCAACCUGAAGAACGUCUGUCUCUGUGAGGGAACCAUGAAGACGCUGGUGAUCGCUGCCCUGAUCCUCAUCUGCUGCCUGUGUCACCACUCUGAUGGUCAGCGUGCAGCACGACAGCUUUUGGAAAGUGGAUGCUGUGACUCCAACUCUGAACAUCGGGUUCCUCUGAGACGCAUUACAUACAUGGGAAGGACCCCAAAUGACUGUCCUCUGAAAUCAGUUGUAAUCAAGACAGCCGUGAGGGUAAUUUGUGUUAACCCUGAACUGGACUGGGUGACGAACGCACUAGACGAUUUUCAGGACUUAACAGCCACUGAAAAAUCACCAUCUGCCUCAAGGAAAAAGUCUCAUAAGAGACAUUAAUAAUGUUAAAUAACUGUGUAAAUGCAGCUCUGUAAGUGACAAUUAUUAGUCAAUAUGGAAAAUAUGUUUAUAUUAUUCGGUUAUCACAAUGUAAAAUAAUUUGAUGAUACUCAUUUAAAGUAAUAUUUCAUACCCAUCAUUGUACUAUCUGAAAUGUACAGCAUGUUAUGAUGUAAUUCACCUUUCUAAAUAAAUAUAUAUUUUUUGCA
This is a messenger RNA of Betta splendens (Siamese fighting fish), 913 nucleotides long. Its product is annotated as eotaxin-like. The transcript is spliced from 3 exons. Gene Ontology annotation, biological process: immune response. Gene Ontology annotation, cellular component: extracellular region. NCBI's taxonomy places the organism in Eukaryota, Metazoa, Chordata, Actinopteri, Anabantiformes, Osphronemidae. Gene Ontology annotation, molecular function: chemokine activity. The record is from RefSeq and is a predicted model, not a curated record. Bases 378 to 704 code for a protein of 108 amino acids.